Messenger RNA from Linum tenue, 150 nucleotides. The record is from the annotation of a GenBank genome assembly. Lineage: Eukaryota; Viridiplantae; Streptophyta; Magnoliopsida; Malpighiales; Linaceae.
AUGCCAACGUUUGCCACAUUAUUGGAUAUAGAUGUGCUCAACCACGUGAUGCCUUACCAUGCAUUGCAUGGACUGAAAAUAUUAUUUACGGAAACUAAACACGACUCUAUCGUGAUUUUAAUCUAUCUUGUUUCGAGCUAUCGUACUUAG